AUGAACGCGAUUGCAAGCCCGCCCUAUACCAAAAACUCACAGGCAAGAGGUAAGUCCACAGGUUGGGCUACCUUUGGCCUCAAGCAGCGUCAGAAACAAGGUCUUCAACUUCAACAAGUCGGCGAUGAUCCUUUUCCACCCCUGCCUACCACUAGCAUCACCUCUCUUCGUCCCUGUGAAAACCUAUCGAACAAUAAUAAUUUUUCUACUAGCUGGGCUGACGAAAGUUUGAUCGAGGAUAUCAUGGCCUCUGUGAAUAAUGAUAUUGAUAAGGCCACAACUUUGUUAGAAGAGAUGAUUUCUACUGGCAACUCUACGGAGAAGGGGGAAGCAAAGGAUUUAUCUAAUUGCGAUGAUUUUCGAUGUGAAGAAGGGGGAAAAGAGAUUGCUUUGUCAGAACAGACCUCAAACCUUGCUGCAGACAUCGCUGAUCUAAGCUCUACUCUUGUGGGUACUUUCAAAAGUAAUCACAAACAAUUGAAGGAUGCGCAUACUGCCUGUGAACGUAGGCUCUCUGGUGUAUAUAAUUGGUAUUUGAAACUAAUUUCUGAACUUUGCUAG
Molecule: messenger RNA, 561 nt
Organism: Hevea brasiliensis (rubber tree)
Lineage: Eukaryota; Viridiplantae; Streptophyta; Magnoliopsida; Malpighiales; Euphorbiaceae
Exons: 2
Coding region: 1-561 (186 amino acids)
Source: RefSeq, a predicted model, not a curated record